AUGCGGAGGCAGAAGCCCAGUGACUACCUGGCUGAGCUCAAUCAGCAGGGGUCCGGGUCAAGGAACCCAUCAACAGCAGCUCUCAUGGGCACUGUCCAUCAGUGCUCAGCACGGGAGAAGCUGUCAGAGACAGAGGUGUGCUUGGCAGAGCUCCACUCAGACGUGGACAAAGGGGAUGGCAAGGUGAAAUACGUGCUCUCAGGAGAGGGCUCCACCUCCAUCUUCACCAUCGACGAGAACACAGGAGACAUCCACGCCACCAAGCGUCUGGACCGGGAGGAGCAGGCCUAUUACACGCUUCAGGCCCAGGCCGUGGACCGGAUCACCAACAUCCCUGUGGAGCCCAGGUCAGAGUUCCUGGUCAAGGUCCAGGACAUCAAUGACAAUGAGCCCAAGUUCAUGGACGGGCACUACAUGGCCGAGGUACCGGAGAUGUCAGAAUUGGGAACAAUGGUGGUCCAAGUGGCAGCCACCGAUGCAGAUGAUCCCACAUAUGGGAACAGUGCCAGGGUGGUCUACAGCAUCAUCAGCGGACAACCCUACUUCUCAGUGGAACCAAAAACAGGCAUCAUCCGGACAGCGCUGCCCAACAUGGACCGAGAGGUGAAAGACCAAUACGUUUUGGUCAUCCAGGCCAAAGACAUGGUGGGCCAGAUGGGCGGCCUUUCAGGCACCACCUCUGUCACGAUCACUCUCACCGACGUCAACGACAAUCCGCCACACUUCUCUCGCAAGAACUAUCAGUACACUGUGCUGGAGUCCUUGCCUGUGGCAUCCGUGGUGGCCAGGGUCAAGGCUGUGGAUGCAGACAUAGGCCCCAACGCAGAGAUGGAGUAUAGGAUCAUUGAGGACGGACCUGGGUUGUUCAAGAUCACCACAGAUGAGGACACGCAAGAGGGCGUUAUCAUCCUUCAAAAGCCGUUAGACUUUGAGACCAAGAACAGCUUUAAUGUGCGAAUCGAAGCCACCAAUCGGAACAUCGAACCUGCGUUCGUGCACCUGGGUUCGUUCAGCGACACAACGUCGGUCAAGGUGACGGUGAAGGACGUGAACGAGUCGCCUGUGUUCUCAACACAGCUCAGCAGGAUGGUGAUCUCUGAGGACGCCAGAGUUGGCACCUCCAUCGGGAGGGUCUCCGCGCACGAUCCGGACACCUCCAACAGUGCCAUCAGGUACUCCAUAGAUAGAAACACAGACCUGGAGCGUAUCUUCAAUGUGGAUGCUCUGAGUGGGGUCAUCAGUAUUGCCAAGCCCCUGGACCGAGAGGUCAACUCUGUCCACAACCUUACCAUACUCGCCAUGGAGAGCCAGGAUCCAACAAAGAUUGGAAAAGGUUUUGUGGCCAUCACAGUGCUGGACAUCAAUGACAACGCUCCGGUGUUUGCCAUCGCGUAUGAGACCCUCCUAUGUGAGAAUGCAGCUCCUGGACAGGUCAUCCAGACCAUCAGCGCAGUGGACAAGGAUGAAUCUCCCAGUGGUCAUCUCUUCUACUUUGCCCUACCUGCGUCUGUGGUUAGCAACAGCAACUUCACUCUCCGAGACAACAAAGACAACACGGCGUCAAUCGUAACGAAACGUGGAGGGUUUCGUAGACAGGAGCAGAUGCUGUAUCGACUGCCCGUGUUGAUUGUCGACAAUGGAAGCCCUGCCCUCAGUAGCACCAACACCUUAUCAGUGAACGUGUGUGACUGUGACUCGGACGGUGUGGCCCAAUCGUGUGGAGCCAUGCCCUACACACUUCCUGCUGGCCUCAGUACAGGGGCCCUGGUCGCAAUUCUGGGAUGCAUCAUUACACUGCUGGUGAUGGUGCUGAUGAUCAUGUCGAUGCGUCAGAGGAAGAAGGAGCCAUUGAUUCUGGAGGAGGAGAGGGACGUGAGGGAGAACACUGUCCUCUACGACGAUGAAGGUGGAGGAGAGGAAGACACGGAGGCCUUUGACAUGGUAGCCCUCCGCAACCUCAACGUCAUCAGAGACCCCAAGGUCCGGCGAGACGUCAUCCCUGACACCCACACCUUCUUCCCCUACCCAACGUCCUCCUCCUCGCAGCCUGUCCACAAUACCCUGCCAGACAAUGUGGUGUUCCAAAAGUUCAUCUGGGACCACCUGAAAGAUGCAGAUGUUGAGCCUUCAGCUCCGCCAUAUGACUCUUUGCAGACGUACACCUUUGAGGGGAGUGGCUCGGUAGCUGAAUCCUUAAGUUCCUUGGAGUCGCUAAGUACAGACUCAGAGCAGAACUACGACUAUCUCAGCACCUGGGGGCCACGUUUCAAGAAGCUAGCCGACCUGUAUGGCAACAGCGACGGUAAUAGCAAUGGCAACAGCAUGUUGUCAUAGCCAAAACUUUCCUGAACUUAGACAACAAAUAUGUUAUGAUAGUCUGGGGUGAGAGUCUGUGAAAACAAAGUGAGAUAGGAAAAAUACAAGUGACUUCAAAGGUUGAGUUUGUUUAUGUGCGUUGGAUUUUGGAUUUUCAAAUGGGGUGACUUGGCAAGUUUUGACAAGUCAUUUCAAAAGUGAGUUGACUGAAGAGCAAAAAUAUUAAAAGGUUUCAUAGUUGGGCUGAGGUCCAGCGUACAUGAUAGGCUACAGUAUAUUUAUGUGGAGAAACCUGUUCUCUCAAUCCUGACAUGGGCACAGACCCAGCAGUCUUGCAUUGAUGCAUUCUCUUGCUCUUUUCGUUUAACAGAACAAAAAAAACAGUCCCGGCUGGCUAAUCGGUAGAGUAGUCACUCAACUAUUAAUUUGAAAGUCAUGAAGAGUGUCAAUAUUUUGUUUUUGUUCUGUGUUUUUCACAGAGACUAUGAAGAAAAUUAAGUCAGACUCACAGAGAAAAAACAAUCAUCAAAUCAAAUUUUAUUGGUCACAUACACAUAUUUAACAGAUGCGGGUGUAGAGAAAUGCUUGUGU
Molecule: messenger RNA, 2907 nt
Organism: Oncorhynchus tshawytscha (Chinook salmon)
Lineage: Eukaryota; Metazoa; Chordata; Actinopteri; Salmoniformes; Salmonidae
Product: cadherin-7-like
Exons: 12
Coding region: 1-2334 (777 amino acids)
Biological process (GO): cell-cell junction assembly; multicellular organism development; calcium-dependent cell-cell adhesion
Cellular component (GO): plasma membrane; catenin complex; adherens junction
Molecular function (GO): cadherin binding; calcium ion binding
Source: RefSeq, a predicted model, not a curated record